Molecule: messenger RNA, 3325 nt
Organism: Aspergillus heteromorphus CBS 117.55
Lineage: Eukaryota; Fungi; Ascomycota; Eurotiomycetes; Eurotiales; Aspergillaceae
Product: tetratricopeptide repeat protein
Exons: 11
Coding region: 53-3325 (1090 amino acids)
Molecular function (GO): protein binding
Source: RefSeq, a predicted model, not a curated record
CACACUUUGAUUGGCCAGAGAUUUCGGUGAUCAGCAAGCAGCAGCACUACAGAUGGACGCGAAGCGACAGUUCGAGCGGGAAAUCAUCCUGAGAAAUUCGAUCCAGGGUGCUCCCAACCGUUUCGAGGCGAAGAACCGUAUCCUACGAGCCUCCGAUGUCUUGCUGUCUUUGGUGGGCAAAUCCACGACCGAAUCCGACGAUACACAUGCAGGUGUUGCGAGCCCCCAGGAAGCCCUCCGGCUUUUCCCUCCGUUUCGAGACGAUGAUGGACUCAUAUUUGGUGCCGUGAAUGUCAAUUGUCCUGACUGCGACGCGGUCUUCUCUUCGCUGGAUGAGUUGAAACAACACUACUUAACAAAGUACUGCCCAGGGACUGCAGUGGCUGUCUAUGUGAUGACGCGGGAUCGUCUAAUCACGAAAGGAUACCGAGUGGAAAAGCGCUUCAUCUCGCUCAAUUCCCGCCCCAUAUAUUUUUUCUGCGAUAACUGUGAGAGACAAUUUACGUUCGGCGAAGACGACAACGAAGGUCUUGAUCGGCAGCGAGACGAAUCGCACUACAUCGACUGCAAGCAUUGUGGAGAGCAAUGCAACGUUGCAUACCAACCGAUUCUGAACGAUCCUCGAGACGGUACCAUCUUUCGAGAUUCCAUCAGUCAUAGUCGGAGUUCUAGCAUUGCACCCACGGGGUCUGUUGGCUGCAAAAUCCCUUCGGCGCCAGGUGUCUUGGGGGAUCAAUCCUUCUCGAGAAAAGCGAAGAAGCUGCGGGACUCGUGGUCGUUCAGAAAAUUUUCGCAGAGCGAAGAGGACGAACUGGUUGCGAUCAGCUUUGCAGGACUAUAUGAUUUGGAACGAGCAGUGCACGCCCCUAAUGGCAUUUAUCGGCAAAUUGAUGCUAAUAAUGAGCCACGCAAGGCUCAGUCUGCUAUAAGCUAUGUUUCGAACGAGCUAGGAAUGAAUGGCGCAUCUACCAUUGAAUCCAAGAGGACAGUCUGCGAGGAGGGCGAGCAUCCCAGAAAUGGCGCCACCGAUUCCGAAAAUGAAAAUUCAGACGGCCAAGGAUCUCAACAGACGCAAUCAAGAACCUCGAGGAGACAGUCCUUCUUGCAGAGGCUGUUUGGCCGCAAGGUUCCAAAGGGAGUCUCACGAGCACGGUCUACUGCCGACCGCAGCAAACGGCUGAUGAAAAGGGCAAACACUAUCCGAUUUUCCUUCGUUACCAAGUAUACACGCAGCGAAAGCCGGGCAACCGCCCGCAAAAGUGAGUCGGAUGCCUAUACGAAGGCGGCAACAGAGCCAAAGCAGGAAUCAGUUGCCGAUACUGAAUAUAUUGCCCUGCUACGGGGAACUCAGAACAUCUUCAUUCACACCCAGCAUAUCUCUGGGGGAACCAUUGUUCACGACGCAGCUGGACGGCAAAGGAUCCUCAAGAUCGACGAUGUUGCACAGCUUUUUCUACAGAUGAAAGAUGAGGCCGCAUCAGCGAGUAUCUGGUCUCGUACUAUCGGCGCGCAAAUACGAGCUGAGACGGCUCUGAAGCAAGGGAACCUGAAAGCAACAGUUGUGGAAUACCAUAAUGCCUUGAGGAUGCUCGACGACACACCGGGGCUGGACAUGGACAAACAGUCACGCGCGGCAAUUUUGCAUUCCCUGGGACAAGCGUAUCGCGAUCUCGAUAUGACGCAGGAGUCGGCAGUAUGUUAUUUGAAGGCUUUGGGACUAUUCAAACGGACGCUUGGGCGUGACCAUCCUAACAACUUCGCCAUCCUACACGACCUCGGAGACCUCUGUGCGAAAGACGGGUACGCCACGGAAGCAUCGGCCUUGUAUGAGCGGUCAUAUGCAGGUCGCAAUAAGACUCUAGGUCACAAUGCCCCGGAGACCUUGAGGAGUAUGCAGGACCUUGCCUCCCUGAAAGUCUCCCUGGGCGAUCUCGAAUCGGCCCUUUUUCUGCUAGAGAAAGCCGUUCCAGCACUCGAUACGGUGUUCGGGUUGCAGAACGCAACGACGCUCAGCGCAAAGAACCAACUGUCUCUGCUGUACCACAAGCUUGGAUUCAACAAGGAGGCGCGAACGAUAUGCGAGAGGACGAUCCCACACUAUAAGACCUUCUUCGGCAUCACCAGCCCAAUCAUCAGGGAAGCUGUGGUCCGAUACCUUGAAUGCUCAGAGAACCUGGACUUUCCCAGCGAAAUCAAGGACACCCUCGAUCAAUAUCAACAGUCUCGGGAACCCGAUGCACUCCGGGUCAUCCAUCGUCUGGGACGGUCGUAUAUGAAGGCUGGUCUCAACCGAGACGCAGCCAACAUAUUCGAGGCCUUAGUCGAGGACUUCCUGGCCGUCAAGGGCCCCGAAGCAACGGAGACAUUUGACGCGCUCAGCGCUCUCUGUGUAUCUCGCGAGCAGCUCGACUCCCUCGACCAAGCGAUUCUGGCCUACAAGCAGCUCGUCCACAUGGCCCGAAGAACCCCCGGAGAUCGCUACAUGCAGAAGAGGAUCGUCUUCGCUGAGAAGAAGAUCUGUGAGCUCAACGGCCGCCGUGACAUGCUCGCCGCAGAGAGAAAAGAAUGGGCAUUGCAAGAACCCGGGCCGUGUGAGAGCUGCGAGGCGUCCACCACCACCCUCUGCAACACCUGCAAAAUCUUCCGCUUUUGCAGCGACACCUGCCACAAGUCCGCAACAACCACCCACCAACCCGCCUGCAUCCCCUCCGUCUCCGUGCUCGAAUCGCACUCCCUCAAAAUGAAACACAAAUGCCCCGUCUCCGCACGCGACCAAGCCAUCUCCAAGAUCCGACAAAUAGACGCCUAUCGCCCCGUCAGCAUCACAGCAAGCCACACCUUCCACCUCGACUCCCGCAAAUUCACCACCUUCCGCAUGAAACUCAACCCGGACGUCAACACCGCUAUCGUCUUCUCCCGCGAAUCCGACAUCCGGUACACCAUCCUCGAUAACUCCUCUGCUGCUCAAUCCUCCACAACCCCCAGCUUCAAGACCGCUGUCUCCUCGCUGCAACGCCCCAGAGUCGGUGGUGGUGGAGCUGUGCAGUGGCUCUCCCCCGAACAGCAAGAAUCCAUCUGCCAUAUCCCCCCAGAGACCCUCAUCGCCGACCAAGCCUCUCAGUAUCUGCUCGUCGCUCCGGGGACGAAGAUGCUCCGCGCGCUUAUUGAUAAGCGUGUACGUGUUCGUGGCGGAGGCGGCGAGAAGGAGACCUUCCGUGCGCUGGAGCUCCCCAAUGAGGAUCUGGUGGAGUAUGCCCAGGGUCUCGAUUUGAGUGAUUAUCCCUAUGAGCCGUUUAUGUAUAUCUUUGAGUGGGUGUGGAAAUGA